Messenger RNA from Hemiscyllium ocellatum (epaulette shark), 10917 nucleotides. RefSeq names its product plexin A2 (gene plxna2). Gene Ontology annotation, molecular function: protein binding; semaphorin receptor activity. The record is from RefSeq and is a predicted model, not a curated record. The transcript has 32 exons. Gene Ontology annotation, biological process: regulation of cell shape; negative regulation of cell adhesion; positive regulation of axonogenesis. Gene Ontology annotation, cellular component: semaphorin receptor complex. NCBI's taxonomy places the organism in Eukaryota, Metazoa, Chordata, Chondrichthyes, Orectolobiformes, Hemiscylliidae. Bases 229 to 5895 code for a protein of 1888 amino acids.
ACAGAGAGAGAAGGACGGAGCUCUUCUGAAGAACUACGUUCAAAAGAAGAAGCUGAGCGUAGUCCGUGCAGGUUUGAAAGCCGGGGACACGCUCAGAGAGGAGUGCAGCAAGUCAGAAGCGGAGCAUUGGAACUGCCAGCAAGAAAAGAAGAAUUAAUAAAGGAAACCACAGGCAAGUCAUGUAAACACUGAAGUUCAGACACAAAUUAGAAUUGAGCACUUCCUGCAAUGAGGCUCAGAAAAGUGUGUCCCAAAAUGUCGAACUGUGUGGCUCCUUUCGCCAUCCUCAUGAUUGUCCUUUCACGGCCCUCAUGGAGCAGCAAGGAAUAUGUCAGCUUUCCCAUCCAGAAUCGGGAUUGGACACUCAACCACUUGGCUGUUCACAGUAUAACAGGGAAUGUUUAUGUUGGAGCUGUCAAUUGGAUUUACAAACUAUCAAGCAACUUAACGCUGUUAUUGAAGCAUGAAACCGGUCCAGAAGAGGAUAACAAAUCUUGCUAUCCUCCACUGAUUGUUCAGCCUUGUAAUGAACCCCUGACAAUGACUAACAAUGUAAACAAAUUGCUUCUUAUUGAUUACUCUGAGAAUAGGUUGCUGGCCUGUGGAAGUCUCUUUCAGGGAGUCUGCAAACUCCUGCGACUGGAUGAUCUCUUUAUAUUGGUAGAACCUUCACAUAAGAAGGAACACUACUUAUCAAGCGUUAAUGAAACAGGGACAAUGUAUGGCGUAAUUGUCUCAUCUGAGGGAUCAGACAGCAAGCUCUUUAUUGGAACAGCAGUGGAUGGCAAGCAAGACUAUUUUCCGACUAUUUCGAGUAGGAAAUUGCCACAGGAUCCUGAAUCUUCUGCUAUGUUUGAUUAUGUGUUACAUAGUGACUUUGUUGCUUCCUUGAUUAAAAUCCCGUCGGACACCCUGGCUAUGGUGUCGCACUUUGACAUAUUUUACAUAUAUGGUUUUAGCAAUGGAAAUUUUGUGUAUUUCUUAACGGUACAACCAGAAACUGAAGGACUUACUGGCUCCACAAAUGAUCAGUUCUACACUUCCAGAAUUGUGCGCUUAUGCAAAGAAGAUCCCAAAUUCCAUUCCUAUGUUUCACUCCCUAUGGGCUGCAUAAAGAAUGGAAUUGAAUAUCGCCUUUUGCAAGCUGCGUAUUUGUCAAAACCAGGAAGUGUUUUGGCAAAGUCUUUAAAUAUUUCAACAGAUGAUGAUGUUUUGUUCACCAUAUUCUCGAAAGGUCAAAAGCAAUAUAAGCAUCCACCAGAUGAGUCAGCACUCUGUGUGUUUGUUGUGAAAUACGUUAAUCAACAGAUAAAGGACAGACUGCAGUCAUGUUACCGUGGUGAAGGGAAUCUGGAACUGAACUGGUUACUAGGAAAGGAUGUCCGCUGCACCCAUGCGCCAGUCCCAAUUGAUGAUGACUUUUGUGGAUUGGAUAUAAACCAACCCCUUGGGGGCUCUGUACUUGUGGAAGGCAUUACAGUUUUUACAGAGGAUAGGGACCGAUUGACAUCUGUGGCAUCCUAUGUCUACAAUGAUCACUCUGUGGUUUUCGUAGGAACAAAGAAUGGGAAACUUAAAAAGAUACGUGUAGAUGGUCCACCCAGUGAUGGAGCUCAUUAUGAGACUAUCAAUGUCAUGCUGGACAGAAGAAUGAUUCUGAGGGACAUGGGCUUCUCUACAGAUCAACAGUACCUAUACGUCAUGUCAGAGCGACAACUGUCAAGGGUGCCAGUGGAAUCAUGUGAACAGUAUGAGACAUGCAGCAAGUGUCUAAGUUCUGGGGACCCUCACUGUGGUUGGUGUGUCCUUCACAACAUGUGCUCGAGGAGAGACAAGUGCGAGCGAGCCACGGAGCCCUAUCGAUUUGCCGCCAGUAUUGAUCAAUGCGUGAAACUCAGUAUCCAGCCAAAUAGUAUCUCUGCAUCCGAGCACAGUGUACCGCUUAUUCUGAAAGUUAGUGAUGUUCCAGAUCUUUCUGCUGGCGUUGUCUGUGCAUUCGGAGGGUUGACCGAGGUGGAUGGUCAGAGAAUGGAUGACAAGAUAAUGUGCAUUUCACCAGCUGCUAAAGAUGUACCUCCCAUUCUUGCAGAUCAAGAUUGGAUUGGGGUGAGCCUUCAGCUGAAGUCCAGAGAGACUGGAAAGAUGUUUGCCAGCACUGAAUUUAAAUUUUUCAACUGCAGCGUUCAUCAGCUGUGUCUGUCGUGUGUGACAAGUGCAUUUCGCUGUCAUUGGUGUAAAUAUCGGAACCUUUGCACUCAUGAUCCAAGCAUUUGCUCUUUCCAGGAGGGUCGGGUCAAUGCAUCAGAGGAUUGUCCACAGCUGGUGCCCUCAGAUGAGAUUCUUAUCCCAGUUGGAGAGGUGAAACCAAUCACACUAAAAGCACGGAACCUGCCACAGCCACAGUCUGGGCAACGGGGAUAUGAAUGUAUACUUAAUGUACAAGGAGUAACUCAACGAGUGCCAGCGCUCCGAUUCAACAGUUCGAGUGUUCAAUGCCAAAACAGUUCGUACCACUAUGAAACAAUGGACAUCAGUGACCUGCCCAUUGAGUUUUCAGUGGUGUGGAAUGGUAACUUCAUCAUUGACAAUCCAGCAGACAUUAAAGUUCACCUGUACAAGUGUGAUGCACUGAGAGAGAGCUGUGGUCUUUGCCUGAAAGCAAACCAGAAGUUUGAGUGUGGCUGGUGUCGUGGUGAAGGGCGAUGUACACUGAGGCAACAUUGCCCCAUUGCUGCUUCUCAAUGGUUGGACCUGUCCAGCAAAAACAUGAAGUGCACCAAUCCUCGUAUUACAAAAGUAACACCAAUGUCUGGGCCACAGGAAGGGGGGACUCAGGUGACCAUCCAUGGAGUGAAUCUGGGUCUGGAUUUUUUGGACAUUGCUAAUAAUGUGCGUGUGGCAGGAGUGCAGUGUAUCCCACUGUUAGAUGGAUAUGUAAUCGCUGAGCAAAUCGUAUGUGAAAUGGGGGAGGCACGGCCUCACAAAGAAUCUGGUCCCGUGCAGCUCUGUGUUGGGGAGUGCAAACCUGAAUUUAUGACUGAGUCGUCACAGCAGUAUACCUUUGUGAAGCCCUCACUGGAAGACCUGAAACCAAACCGAGGCCCAGAGUCUGGGGGAACAAUGGUAACAAUUACUGGAAGAUAUCUUGGAGCUGGCAGCAACGUUAAUGUGUUGUUUGGGAAUCAAACUUGCGAGUUUUACAGGAGAUCUGUGUCUGAAGUUGUUUGCGUUUCUGCUCCAUCUCUUCAUGGUACUGGCCCUGUGCGUGUUUCAGUGAGUGUUGAUCGUGCUCAGAUGGAGGAUAGCUUGUACUUUGAAUUUAUUGAUGAUCCCACUGUCCUGCGGAUUGAACCAGAAUGGAGCAUUGCCAGUGGAAAUACUUCUUUAACUGUGUUUGGAACAAACUUGGAUAUAAUCCAGGAGCCAAGGAUCCGUGUGAAGCAUAACAACCGGGAAUCUCUUAAUGUGUGUGAAGUACUGAAUUCAACAACUAUGACUUGUCGUGCCCCAGCUCUUACACACGAGUACAGACCAGGGAUCGACACUGUGGAACGGCCAGAUGAGUUUGGUUUUGUCUUUGACAACGUGCAGACGCUGCUUAUCUACAAUAAUACAAAUUUCAUCUUCUACCCCAACCCGACAUUUGAACCUCUGAGUACGACAGGCAUGUUGGAACAGAAGCCAGGCUCCCCAAUUAUACUGAAAGGUCGGAACCUUUUACCUCCUGCUGCUGGUGGAGCAAAGCUGAAUUAUACUGUAUUGAUUGGCGACACUCCAUGUGCUGUCACUGUUUCUGAGACACAGUUACUCUGUGAACCUCCAAAUUUAAGUGGACAGCUUAGAGUCCUGGUCCAGGUGGGUGGACUGCAGUUCUCCCCUGGGAUGGUUCAUGUCAUAUCUGACAGCCUGCUCACCCUCCCAGCCAUUAUUAGCAUUGCCGCAGGUGGUGGCCUUCUGCUUGUCAUAGUGGUCAUUGUUCUGAUUGCCUACAAAAGAAAAUCAAGGGAGAAUGACUUGACCCUGAAACGACUGCAGAUGCAGAUGGAUAACCUUGAAUCACGUGUUGCUUUGGAAUGCAAAGAAGCUUUUGCAGAACUUCAGACAGAUAUUAAUGAGUUAACCAGCGAUUUGGAUCGAGCUGGAAUUCCAUAUCUUGACUACAGGACGUAUGCAAUGCGAGUUUUGUUUCCUGGAAUUGAGGACCAUCCAGUUCUCCGGGAGCUCGAGGUUCCAGGAAAUGGGCAGCAAAAUGUGGAGAAAGCACUGAAACUCUUUGGGCAACUCAUUAACAACAAGGUUUUCUUGUUGACUUUCAUUCGGACGCUGGAAUUGCAGCGGAGCUUUUCAAUGAGAGACCGUGGAAAUGUGGCAUCCCUGAUCAUGACUGCACUGCAAGGCAAGUUAGAAUACGCCACCGAUGUCCUCAAGCGACUACUGUCGGAUCUCAUUGAGAAAAACCUUGAAAGCAAGAACCAUCCGAAACUAUUACUUCGCAGGACUGAAUCUGUGGCUGAGAAAAUGUUGACAAAUUGGUUUGCAUUCCUCCUUCAUAAAUUCCUGAAGGAGUGUGCAGGAGAGCCUCUCUUCAUGCUGUACUGUGCCAUUAAACAACAGAUGGAGAAGGGACCAAUUGACGCAAUCACAGGCGAAGCACGCUACUCAUUGAGUGAGGAUAAAUUGAUCCGACAACAAACUGAGUACAAGACUCUAAUUUUGAACUGUGUGAAUCCAGAGAAUGAGAACAGUCCGGAGAUUCCAGUGAAGGUGCUGAAUUGUGAUACAAUCACCCAAGUUAAAGAGAAAAUCCUGGACUCCAGCUAUAAAAACGUUCCCUACUCCCAGCGACCUCGAGCAGUUGAUAUGGACCUGGAGUGGCGUCAGGGACGAAUGGCUCGAGUUGUUCUCCAAGAUGAAGACAUCACCACUAAGAUUGAAAAUGACUGGAAACGCUUGAACACCUUAGCACACUAUCAGGUGUCUGAUCGCUCUGUUGUUGCUCUGGUCCCCAAACAAACUUCUUCUUACAAUGUUCCAACUACAACCAGUAUGUGUCGGACAUCCAUUAGCCGCUAUGACUCUACCUUACGAUACACUGGAAGUCCUGACAGUCUACGCUCUCGGGCUCCCAUGAUUACCCCAGAUUUAGAGAGUGGUGUUAAAGUGUGGCAUCUAGUAAAGAACCAUGAUCAUGGAGACCAGAAGGAGGGUGACCGUGGCAGCAAGAUGGUAUCUGAAAUCUACCUGACAAGACUGCUAGCAACAAAGGGCACUCUGCAGAAGUUUGUAGAUGACCUGUUUGAGACAUUGUUCAGCACAGUACACCGUGGCAGUGCCUUGCCACUUGCCAUUAAAUACAUGUUUGAUUUCCUGGAUGAGCAGGCUGACCGACAUGUCAUCCAUGACACAGAUGUUAGGCACACAUGGAAGAGUAACUGUUUACCAUUACGAUUUUGGGUGAACGUGAUUAAGAAUCCACAAUUCGUGUUUGACAUUCACAAGAGCAGUAUUACAGACGCGUGUCUAUCUGUUGUGGCACAGACCUUCAUGGACUCUUGUUCAACAUCUGAACAUCGACUCGGCAAGGACUCUCCAUCGAACAAAUUGCUAUAUGCCAAGGAUAUUCCCAACUAUAAGAGCUGGGUUGAAAGGUAUUACGCUGAUAUUGCCAAAAUGUCUGCAAUUAGCGAUCAAGACAUGAAUGCUUACCUGGCAGAACAAUCCCGUUUGCAUGUCAAUGAGUUUAACAUGCUGAGUGCAUUGAAUGAAAUCUACUCUUACGUUACCAAAUACAGUGAAGAGAUAACUGCUGCCUUGGAACAAGAUGAGCAAGCACGGAGACAGCGUCUGGCGUAUAAAGUUGAGCAACUGAUUGUCGCCAUGUCGCUAGAGAGUUGAGAGUGAAAUUGUCAAGAACUCGUGGCUGAAUAGUGAACUCAAUGGAGAAAGUCAUAAGAUAGGGAGAGUAAAGCGUGGAUCUUGUGGUUAAUUGCAAUGUCCAAAGUUGCACAAUAUCAAGUGGCCAGCAUGGCAAUUUAUUUUUGAAAUGUUUUGGAUACCUCUCCAUUUUGUUUAUCUCUGGUAUGGCUGCGUUCAGAAUACUACCUUUAGAUGACUUGCAACCUGGGUGCGAUGACCUUGAGUACAAUAGUUUAUGUUUACAAAGAACAAACUUUGGGAGCUACAGCUAUAUUUGUGGUGUGUUUACUGACAGUUCGAACAGGAGCUGAUGCAAAUGAACAAUGCAGGCAGGUUUAUGUGGCCAUGAGCAAGAAAGGACACGCAAAAUCAGUACCAUGCUACGGAAUUCUACCUUACCCGCUGUAAGAAGUAAAUACCAAUCACAGCAGCAACAUGCACAAUUGGAUAACCAAAAGCUCAUCCAGCAAAAUGAAACUGGUUAGAGGCAGCAGUUAUUUCCAGUGCAAAUUAGAAAGGAAGAACAGCAGACUUCACACAUCAAGAUGUAUCUCUUGGAAUCCAGAAUCUUGCCUUUCUGAAAUUAGUGCCAUCCCUGCCUCAUAAUGUGUUACGGACAUUAAUGAACUUGACAAUACUGAUACAAAUCAUAAAUGCACAUAUGGGUGACAAGCAGUCACCCCAAAGGUUUGUCGAUUUUUUUUUAAAUUUUAAAAUGUGUAUUUCAGUUUUUGUUUUAAGAAACAAGGUUUCAUCAGUGCUGCUAUUUAGCCAAACUCUUCCAUAUUGUAACAACAGUCAGUAAUAGUCAAUGUGAGGUUCAUACAGGGCUUUCUUCUUUAUUCUAACUUGCUGAAUGUAAUACCGUGGCUCAGUAGGAAACUCAAAGAAAUUGUACUGGAAGAUCUGUCAUCUUCACACGUUCCAUCAUCCUGUAAAUCACAAUCAUGUCAUUGAGUGAUCCCUACCACAGUGCGUAAUUUCACCUUUACAAGGCAUUACAUGUUUAAUGGGUUUUCUACCAAACUGUGGUGUGAAAUAAAGGAAAGGAAAUUGGAGAAAUUUCUCAUCCUAGCUGGAGAUUUGCUUUUUUUUUCAUUCUUUUCAUCAAAUCAAAUCACCAUGAGGGAGUUGACAAAGCAAAAUUAUUGUUCAAACUCCAGCUCAAGAGGCAACAUCCCUCACCAGACAUCAGUUACUUGUAAAAACCUAUGUCAGUAAAAUCUGAAUUAGGUGGUGCUGCUAAAUAAAUAGGUGAAAAUGAAACAGCUGUCAAUCCAUGUGAGCAGUGUGGUUAUCUUCAGUGAGAGCAUCAUAGAUUUAUCAAGAUAUGGCAAAUGGCUUGAUAAUUUCAAGUCUGUUUGAAAGUCAGCAAUGUUGUUUGCUGAAUAUCCACGUACAUACGCUGUUGGAUUUGUAGCAGUAAUGGUGACAUUUGGAAGCUGCCACUUCAAGUAAUUAUACUUUAGUUUUUGAGGUUUUGAUUCUCCUAAGAUGACUGGCGAGAUCAUGUAGGCCAUCAAAGGCUAUCAGUGUACCCAUUAGUUCAUUUUUGCUGUCUUCUGUCCUCCUACCUUGGUUACUUAUUAUCCUUAUCUCACUUUAUCUUUGGAAAAAUGGACAGAAAUGUCCUAGGCUUCUCCAACAUGCUCAUAGUGAGUACCACUUAUUGGUCAGCCCAGCAGAAGAUGCCAGUUAGGAAACAAACGAGGAAGAACUGGCUUCUAGCUCACCUGAGAUGCUUUGCUUCCCAUUUAUAUUUGAAAGAGUAAAGUGAAAACUUACCUGCCAAAUGUUCAAGCACAAACUAUGUUAUUUCGAGGGAAGACCUAGAUGGUGUGAAGCAAGCCUCCUGUGUGCUUUGCUACCAAAGAUUUUACUUUAAAUAUUUUUUAAUACAAAUCUGUGCAAAAUGGGUACGGUCACUUGACAUCAAAUAUCUACAGCAAUUGUUUAAAAGUUCUUUCCAAAACAGUUUUCUUUUUCCAUUUUGCGUUGAAGAAACCAAAGCUUUUAAAAGUGCAUGUCCUAGUGCCACAAAGUGUAUAAACGUUGUAAAUAUUGAUCUUACCUCGGUGUGGGAUGAAAAACCCAGAGCUUUUUAUUGCUGUUGUGCAUGGUCCUCUAGUAAUACAAAGAUGUGGAUAGUGUUAUUUGCACUUUUGUGAGAAGAUGUCUAUGGUGUUUUGACAUGGUUCAAUCUGAUGUUUCUAAUGCGUGGAGCAGUAACAAAACAAUAUGAUCAUCAAUAUCGAGGAUAGAUGGCACUUAAUGUAUAACAAUUUCAUUUGAAAAAAUUGUACUCUUCAUUUGUUCCUAUCUCUGCUAUUCAUCAUAACCCAAUGUAAUGCAGCACUUUGAAGGGAAUAUGUAUCGUAAGUUAGGCUGAGAAGCUUUAUAAGUAAUGUCACAUUAGAAGGACACCUCAUGCUAUUCCUCUCUGUCGUUCAGAAUUUCACUGUGCGGUUUCGUGUUGUAAGGAUGAGGUACUCCCUUGAAGAAUAAAGGAUAAUGUACCUUCAUGGAAUCUCUGUUGCUCAGUGGCAGAGUCCAGGAGGGGGUCGUGACCGGUGCAGCUGUGAAUGGAAGGGCAAAGGAGCUGACCUUUCGCAGCCUAUGCGGGAUCUUCUGAGUAUUCGUGCAGUCACAAGGCUUACAUGGAAUAUUUCUCAUGAUCUCCCUCAAUCUGCUCACAUCCACUUUGAACAACUUCAUACGUGAGAACUUGGUCAAAACUGCAAAUAUUUUGCCCAUUUCACUUGUAACUUUCCUGUUGUUGCCUUUUUGAUUCUGAGGCAAAUAGCAGCUAGCUAUCCGAGGCUUCAUUGGGAUUCUGUUGUGGUAUGCCUACUCAUCCACCCCUGCAAACACCCAAGACCUUCACACUUAGCUCCAAUCCUGUUUUUUUUUAAUUCUUUGACAGGAUAAGACAAAAAGUAAAAUGAAACUUACUGAUAGAGAUUCAACUGGAUAUCAAUGGUGAGAUGAAAAUCCUGAAACCAAUUCAUUAAUGCAGCUAAAAUCAGACUGCAAACUCUGGCACAAUAUUACACAGAUUAGCAGGUGAAAUAGAUCAGGGUACAUCGGAAAAAAGAUACCACCUAUGUUUGAAGGUGAAUAAUAAUUAGAAAUUAUGUUUUAGAAGUGUGACCAGAAACAAACAAACAUGUCGCUCCUAAAUGUAAAAACAGGAUUUUUUGUCAAUUGUAGUUUGUGAAUAUGUUGCUACUUGAAUGCAGUAGAAUAUUUAUGGUCCCACAGCUGCAGAACUGGUGACUCUUCCUAUUAAGUUGUGCAAUUUAACUUCUUUCAUGAAGAAUUUUUCUCCCAUCACUAGUUCUGUUCUAAAGGUGUUUCUAACGUCUGGUUUGUCAAUAUUUGGGUGCUGGUAGUCCUCUUAAUUCUCACUACAAUGGCGAAUCUUGAUAAUGAGUGGUUUACUAUGGCUUUUGGAUCGCCUGUUAAUUAUCCUAGGGGUCACCCUACUCAUAACUAAUGUUCAACUUCUAUUCCCUUUCCAACAAUAAUCUUCAGAUGGUGACCAAGAGUGUACCCCAAAUCCAUGGAAACUGGCAUAAUAAUAUAUAAAUGUCCUGAAGGAGUUUAGCUAAUUUGGGACUGACCAGGGGUUAAAUACAGGAUCUUAUUCGUGUGUUUAGUUCAAUAGAGCACCAGUUAGAGCAUUUACCAAGUAAGGCAUUGCCAAAACCAUUGCUGAAAUCUGUAACAAAGAAAAAUAUACAGUUGUACCCAAUAGAAUGCAAUAGGUUGAUUGGAUUAAAGAAAUGUUUAGACUCAGAUAUGCAUGAAACAGGACAGCUGUAUCGUUGCUUGGUUAGAAAUUUGGAGCUGAUAACAAGCUGUGAAUGUCAAGACCUUGUCACAAAUUGGAUCAUACUGCAUUAGCAUGUUGAGUAGGUGCACUCAACUGUACAUUGGUUUCUGGUUAAAUUCUGGUUUAAUCACAGCCCUCAUUUAAGCAGUAAUGGAGAAGCCGGGAUACAGUAGCUUGCAAUUAAAAACAAUCAGUCAAGCUGCUUCUCAGCCACCACAUACUGAGCAAGCAUGCAUUCAUUAUUACCAUUCAAUCCAUGUCUUAACUGCAGUUAUACUUGAAUCCUUCAUCACAAAUUGGUGAUUGACAUUUAUUUAAGUAUCCAGCAGGAUCUUUACAAUAACAUUUGUAAUUCUUCAGGAUACUUUGUGCAGAAAGUUUGCUCAAGAAUUCAGAUUCCAAGUUUGCUGAUUCAGUGUGUCAGAAAUUGAUGCGAAAUUGACAUUUGGAUCAUUUGAAAAAGGAUGGUGUAAUGUUAACUGAAGUACAAGCAGAGGUAUCUCAGCUACCUUACAGAUAUUCACAAAUGAUUGGAUAACAGAAUACAGAAAAUAUUGGAACGUUUUUCACAAGUAUCAGAAAGAAAAACCUAAAACAAAUUUAGGCAGGAUAAUUCCAAACAAUUCUUUUCAUAAGAUUGUCAAGGUAAAAAAUACAGUACAGUGAUGUUACCUUUGAGUGAUUAAACGCUGGGUUACACAUGAAAAUUUGGUGCAACACAAACUGAUCUUGUGUAACUUUUUUUCUUAAUAUUAGUAGAACUAAGGCAACUUCAGAAGAGCUUUAUGACCCCAUACAGUGGCAAAAGAUAAGCAUAAUGCUAUGUAAGCCUGAACCCAUAGAAUUUCACUGUUUCAUUGAUGGUUUUGUCUUUUCAGUGUUCUGUAGCAUCAGUAGCUUCAGUGUAUCACUCCAUUUUAAUCUCUGACCUCCAAACCUGACUCUCUGCCUCUCUCGCAGUGAACCUCUGGGAUACUUCCAGUGAAUCGGAGCAAAAAGGAUAGAGUUCCUACAAUGUCAGUUUAAACAAAAAAGAAAAAUAUGAGAAAAAUGCAGUCAACAAUUUAAAAUUAGUUCUGUUUGUUAUAUUGUGUACUUAUUGUAAAUAUGAAUCACUGCUAUUUUGCAAGCCCGAAUCACUUUGUACUGUUGUUGUAGAUAAAUAA